AUGAAGGCUGCUUCAUUGUACGGGCCCGCGGCGGCUGGUUUAUCCACGAUCGUUGCGAUUUUGCCGACCGUACACGCCUUGACCUUCGACGCGAUCUCGAUCCCCGAAAUCAACCUCGCCUCGUUGGGUCGAGUCACCAUCACCGGCGACUUCGACGGCGUCUCCCUCUACGAAUAUGAAGGACAAUCCCAAAUCACCCAGGGCCAGGGGUCGUCGCUCCUCACACCCCUCCCCAAUGGCAUCCUCACGAGUCUCUCAUCCGCCGACGCUCACAUUCGAGACAUGUGCGCCUUCACGAAACAGGACGGUGCUCUGGCCGGGAUCUUUGUGGGUGGCAAUUUCACCAAGCUUGGCGACGUCGAAUCAACCGGGGCCGCGCUCUUCCAUCCCAACUCCAGCGACGUGACAGCGCUGCCGGGCUUGACGGGUUCCGUCUCGUCGGUGCUCUGCGAUCAAGCCGCCAAUCGCGUUUACGUGGGCGGCGACUUCUCCUACAAGAACACGAGAAAUGCGAUUGCAUGGUCCCCCACCGAUGGCUGGAUGGAGCUUCCCUUUGACGGACUCAAUGGUCCCGUUAAUUCAAUCAUCAAACGGAGCGACGGACAUAUCAUCUUUGGAGGAUCCUUCGACGGUCUCGGCAACAUGACCAGUUCAUCCGACAGUGACCGCCAACAAAUCCUCAAUUUGCAAACCGCGACCGUGACGGCCGACGCAGAGUCUUCCUUGGACGGAUUUAUCGACCCGCGAAACGUCAUCUGCUCCACGAGCGGCGAGGCCGGCCCGGGAAAGACGUGGUUGCUCCACGACUAUGCGCCUGGAUUUUGGCGAGCCGACUUGGGAUUCACGUUCCAGCCCACCAAGCUCCGGUUGUACAACACCCAUCUCGAUGGCCGCGGUACCAAAGAUUUCCUGCUUCGGGCCCUGCCGGACACCGGAAUCAUGAACCUGACCUACACGGACGACUCGGGGAAUGUUGCCCAUUGCGAUGCCUCGUGCCCACUUCCUGAAAACCCCCACAAAAAGUAUCGUGAUUUUACCCUGGUUAACCCCGUGGGAAUGCGGGGCUUUCAGAUUGAAAUUCUGGACUGGUGGGGUCAGGGUGCAGGGCUGAAUGGUAUCGAGGUCUUCCAGGACCAAAUCAAGACCUACGCCGUGGAUGCCUUUAACGAGCCCACCUGUGGCGAAAUCGACUUUCCCUCGAAGUCCACGCACACGGGCUCCUGGACGGUCAAGGAUGCGGGCUAUCUCUCUGCCUCUGUGACGAAUUCCAACGAUACGGACACGUCGGUUGUGCUGUACCCGGAUAUCAAGGAGUCCGGCAACUACACUGUCUUUCUGCACACGCCUGGGUGUGUGCAAGACGGCAGUUGCAACUCGCGCGGGCUGGCUAACGUGACCGUGAGUGUUGCCGAGGACAGUGACGCUCCACAGCCGCUUUCCAUGACGAAGACCCAGACCAACAAUGACAACAAAAUCGAAACGUUGUACUCUGGGUAUGUCGACGCCAGCAGUGAUUCAUUCCGUCCUUCCGUCACACUUCGCCCAAUCCCGGGCCAGGGCGAUCUUACCUUUGUCGCUGGCAGCGUCGAGGUCGUUCUUCUGUCUCCGUCCACCUCUACGGGCGGGUUGAACGGGCUUUAUGAGUAUGACCCUGCAUCCAAGACCACGCCGCCUCUUGACAGCUCCAAUGUGAAUACGGCUGGAAAGUCGCUCGACAAGGGAGCUGUCGUCAUGAGUUUGAUCGAGACCAAUGGUGCCGUCUACGUGGCAGGCAAUUUUAGCACCAAGGAAUUCCACAACAUCAUGUCUAUUUCAGACGGUAACGCAACUGCCCUCUCUGAUGGCGGCUUGAAUUCCGAGGUGUUUGCCAUGGCCACGCUCGACGAGGUCAUGUACGUAGGAGGUCAAUUUACUGACGCAUCAGCCGGAGGCGCCGAGGCGCUCUCAUACGUUGCCUCCUACUCAUUUUCGUCGAAGAAGUGGUCGCCCCUCGGUGCAGGACUGAAUGGCCAGGUCCGCACAAUCUUCCCGAUUCAGCUCAACGUUUCCUCGGACGUCAACGAAACCACUCUCGCAGUGAGUGGUGACUUUGACCAGAUUCGUGCCACCGCUGACCAUCCGGCCGUCUCGGUCGCCGGGUUCGCAAUUUGGUUGCCCUCCAAGAACACCUGGCUUCAAAGUCUUAAUUCCACACAGAUGGAGUUUGCCGGUCAACUUUCCGCCGUGGCAGUGGUGAACGAUACCGCUAUCCUUGCCGGAAAUUUGGCCACGGAUGGUAUUACAGCAUCUGGCGCUGUCUCUCUCCAAAAUCAAAAGGAAUUGAGUUUGCUGCCUCUCCCGGUGAAUGUUGACCACACUGCGACUACGAGUGGGAUCAAUACGGGCGUGUAUGACACGGAAUCUGAUCGGAACUUGACUAUCUUGGGUGGUCAUUUCACCGCAGUCAGCAGUAAUGGCUCUACCAUUCACAAUGUCGCCUUGCUGAAUGGCACUGAAGAGCAGGUUUCUGGACUACCUGCGGGUCUGAACAGCAACUCCACUGUUCACUCCAUGGCUGUUUACAACAACACCCUUUUCAUCGCCGGUCUCCUCACAGGAAACAUUGGAGGUUCUAGCGUCAGCGGCUUGGUCACUUACGACUUGUUGCGCAACUCUUUUAAAGAGGAUCAACCGUGGUCCUUGAAUGGCAAAAAUGCCAGCGUCAGCUCCAUCGCCGUCAGACCGGGAUCAUCAGAGGUCUUCGUCGGCGGUAGUUUUGACUAUGCUGGCUCGCUGCCUUGCACUACAGUCUGUAGUCUCGACUCCUCUGUCAACCAGUGGAGUUGGCCCGGUGCUUCCAUCAGCGGUACCGUUAUGUCACUUGCCUGGGCCAACGCAAACACCCUGUAUGCGGUGGGCGAUAUCGAAAUCGGUAACACCAAGACCGUGGUCGCGACCUUUAGUAAGAAGACCUCAGACUGGACUGUGCUCGCUGGGGCCUCUCCUUCCGACAUUCCGGGCAACGUCACAGCAUUUACUCCUGCGAAUGAGGACCUCUCGAACUUUUGGCUUGCAGGCAGUUCUACCAAUGGCUCGGCAUUUUUGCUGAAAUAUGAAGGGUCAAAGUUCCAAUCUCCGGGAUCGCUGUUCUCGGAGGGUACUAAGAUUCGUGGUUUGGAAGUCCUUCCUCUCAGCCAUGGUCACUCGUCAGCUUCCUUGCUCAACAAUGAUCAGGCUCUGCUGGUGCUGGGUGAGCUUAUCAUCCCCGACUUUGGAAACGCCUCGGCGGCUCUGUACAACGGAACGGCCGUGACGCCCUUCAUCCUCUCAUCCAAGCAGAACGGCGAGCCAGGCAGCAUGUCACGUCUGUUUAUGGAAAACAAUAACCCAUUCACGAACCAAACAUCCCACCAUUCCAACGGCAUCGUUGUCUUGGUCGCCUUCUGCUGUGCCCUUGGCUGUGUUUUCCUCAUUGUCGCCGCCGGUGUCAUUGCCAACAAGAUCCAACGUCGCCGUCAAGGCUACAAUGCCGCCCCUCAAACCUUUGGCACAGACCGUCCAUCCGACAUGCAACGAGUUCCGCCCGAGUACCUGUUCAAUUCUCUGCGUGGCCCCCCUCCAGGUGCACCAGUUCUUUAA
This is a messenger RNA of Penicillium oxalicum, 3618 nucleotides long. RefSeq lists its product as uncharacterized. Gene Ontology annotation, cellular component: plasma membrane of growing cell tip. Lineage: Eukaryota; Fungi; Ascomycota; Eurotiomycetes; Eurotiales; Aspergillaceae. The transcript has 2 exons. Bases 1 to 3618 code for a protein of 1205 amino acids. Gene Ontology annotation, biological process: positive regulation of establishment of bipolar cell polarity regulating cell shape. Gene Ontology annotation, molecular function: protein binding. The record is from RefSeq and is a predicted model, not a curated record.